Aspergillus saccharolyticus JOP 1030-1 is the source of this 1335-nucleotide messenger RNA. RefSeq lists its product as uncharacterized. Gene Ontology annotation, cellular component: mediator complex. The transcript is spliced from 4 exons. The coding region runs from base 1 to 1335 and encodes 444 amino acids. Gene Ontology annotation, biological process: regulation of transcription by RNA polymerase II. The record is from RefSeq and is a predicted model, not a curated record. Gene Ontology annotation, molecular function: transcription coregulator activity. Lineage: Eukaryota; Fungi; Ascomycota; Eurotiomycetes; Eurotiales; Aspergillaceae.
AUGUCGGAUCGCACCUCCUCGGCAUCAUUUCGAGUCGGACCUCCUUCGCCAUCAUCUCCCGCCGCCGAGUCUCUCAAGGAGACUCAACAAACCUCAACGAUCUCCUCCGAUCAGAUCCCUCAGACUCCGACAUCACCUCCGUUGAUGUCGGUAAGCGCUCAUAACUAUGCCUCCCACUUCGCACCCUCGCAAACCUCACCUAGUCAGGCGACUUCACAAAACACCAGCCUUUCAUCCCCUCCAUCCUCUGCUCCGAUGUCCACUCAACCCUCGCAACAGCCGGUGGUAGGAGGCUCGGCAAACUCAUUCCCCACCCCCGCCAGUAGCGUGAGCGGGCAUAUUCCGGCCAAGUCAAUGGGCUCGAGACCUUCAGAACCAGGCGCCACCCCUGUUGGUGCAGAGCCCGCAAUCAUGCAAAGAGCAGAGCACAGACGAACCGAUCACGACCGGCAGCCAGCAGGAGAUGCGGAAUCCGCGCUCCGUGAUUCCACCGCCUCGGGUGAUGCAAUGGACAUUGACAAAGAGGAGCCAAACUCUCUGAACGAAGGUGGUAUGAGUCUUGAGUCGCUGCAAAAUAACUUUUCCUCGGCGUUUCAUCUCUGCAAAAGCUCCUACGCUGCGACUGGUCCGGACCCGUCUUUGGACUUGAUUACCUUGUACGGGCUAGGUCCCGUCGCAAAGUCAGUCGCCAGAAUGGAUCCGGUGACAGGAGAGAAGAUCAAUCGGCUCCGAAAGUCUUAUGAGGGCAAGCUGAAAGGGCUAGGACUUGCGGGACGAAAUAAGCCUGUGAAGCACGAGCCUGGUGCGCCUGGUGGGCUCCUUCAGAUGACGAUGUGGCCCGAAGAGGAGUGGCAGAACCAGAAGGUGUUUGGCAAGGAGAUAAAAGUGGCUGAUAUGGAUUCGGCGUUGCACGCGCUCCAGAUGAAGGCUAUGAAAAUGGAGCCUGGUGCAGUUCCAAAUAGCGAACAGUGGGAAGAUGUUCUGGGUCAUGAGAAGCCGUCCAAGCAUGCUGGCGGCGGUGGUGAUGCGGGGAAGAAGGUCGUUGCCCCUCCGAAUGGACCUCGAAUGCAAGCGAACGGAACCCCUGGACCGGGUGUCUCAGACGCGGAACGGAAUCGGCCUAGCCGGGGGCGCAAGCGGCACUACGACGACAAUAGCUUUGUGGGUUACGGCGAAGGCUAUGCAGAUGAUGAUGAUGACGGCGCAUUUUACUCGACCAGCGAUGGCAUGGGAAAGAAAAAACGGAAGAAGGACCACGUUUCGAAGAUAUCUACCCCUCUGCCUGAUCGCAGUGGAACUUACGGGGUAGGUAUGUUUGGGAUUGGGGCCAGAUAA